Messenger RNA from Lachancea dasiensis, 2388 nucleotides. Lineage: Eukaryota; Fungi; Ascomycota; Saccharomycetes; Saccharomycetales; Saccharomycetaceae. The record is from the annotation of a GenBank genome assembly.
AUGUCCGCGUACGCUCUCCAGAGGGUUUCCGAGCUACUUAAAGAUGAUGCGACUCUGGAACGAACUCGAGAGAGCAGAAAUCAGCUGCUGAAGGAGAAAUCUACCAUUGAAUAUCAAUUGAACAAAGAAUCCAAAAGGUGUUUAGAUAACGUUACCUCAAAUUUAGAAAGGAUCCAAUUGACACGAAAGAAUGUAAGAAAUCUCCGAAAUAAAUUAGGUGAGGUCAGUUCUCUAAGUCGGGAAAACAAAUCCUCAAUCGAUAGAUACGAAAUCAUCAACGAGGCCACGACCAUCCACGAAGUGAUCGAGAAAACAGCAUCAACGUACGAUAAAAUUGUUGGUUUCAAUGAUCUGCAGAGCCGCAUUGAUGACUUACUGGAGGAGGAGCUUCGUGCAGAUGCCCUGGAAAGUGGGGUCCCGAAUCUUCUGCAGAUUCAUUACAUGUUGACCAUGGCGCGAGACUUCCAGGAGCAAUGUGUUGUACUAGCUCAGAUUUCAACCGAUGACGUACAGAUGACUAUGCAACGCGUUUUCUUACGCCUGCCGGGUCUGAUUGAGAAAUUUGACAAAUUAUUGGAAUCGGUCAUAUACGACAUUGUAGAGGCCGUGAGAACAGAGAAUCAGUCACUUCUCAUAAGGCUUUUUAAGAUUAUUGACGUCGAGGACAGGGAAGACAUCAAAAUUGUUGCCACUAGAAAUAUUAUAGAGACCAAAGAACGAGAAUCAGAGGCUCGUAAAAUUAAAAAAUUGCCCAAUUCUUUCCACCAGAUCAGCGGUUUGAAAGAAACUACCCAACAUCAGUAUCCUUCUCCAGCCGCAUUGGCAAGAGAAAUUGCUACCGGAAUGAUCGGUUCAAGACUGCUUCCACGAAGCUACAAGACGUUUACUUUUAACACUAUAAAAAAAAGCAUCAGUGAUAUGUUUGUGGAGGUCAGGGCGGAGUAUCAGGGAGAAAAGCGGUUUGAGGUGCUGGAGAACUUGGACUGGGUUUUUAACGAGCUGAUGGUUGUCAGGGAACAUGUCUCAAAAUUAUGCCCGGGUCAUUGGCAGCUAUUCAAAAAGUAUUAUGACUAUUACUAUGCCGAGCUCAAUAACUUGAUCACGGAGCUGGUCAACGCUGAACCAGAGACCCUCAUUAUUUUAGAGAUUCUGGACUAUGAUAAGAAUUUUCAGAAAACCUUGAAGAAAGACUUUGGAUUUACGAAAGAGACGGUCCAAAGUGUAAUAGGGGAGAAAGAAAAAGAACUACUACUGAGCGACUACCUGAACUUGAUUGUUACCAAGUCUGAGGAGUGGUUCAAGAACUUAGGAGAUGCAGAGCUCAAAAUUUUUGUGGAGAGGAAAACACCACCACAUACGGACUCAGAGGGUUUGCUUUUCUUGGAUGGAACAAAGACGUGCUUCCAAAUGUUUUCCCAACAAGUAGAGGUGGCUGCGGGUUCCGGUCAAGCCAAGAUUUUGGUUGGCGUAGUAGAAAGGCUCUGCGACCUGCUUGCCGCCAGACAAAAAACGUGGAUGAGUACCGUCUCCUCCGAGGUUAAAAAAUGCAUAGAGUACAACCAUAAAGCAGACGAAGAAGCAGAGGCUAAGGAUGAAUUUCCAGGUGGGUUGGUGGAGUACUUAAUCUCCCUGGCUAAUGAUCAAAUGAGAGCUGCCGACUAUGCGGUGGCCAUCUCACAAAAAUAUGGAUCCAUUGUAUCCAAAGUCCACGAAAAGGCCAUUACCAACAAUAUCGAGUAUACACUGGAUGGUUUCGCGGAAGUCGCGAAGUGUAGUAGCACGGGCCUAAUCAAAUUGAUAUUCGAUGAUCUCAGGAAACCGUAUACUCAGAUUUUUGGCAAGCAUUGGUAUUCGGGAAAUCAGGCACAACAAAUAUCUGAUACACUAUACGAAUAUUUGAGCGAUAUUAGAGGUGAAAUGAAUCCAUUUGUUUACUCGACUUUGGUUGAGAGUGUGGUAGAGGAAACGAUUUUAGAGUUCGUCCAAUGUCUGCAGUAUGAACACUCUUUAAAGAACAAGAACAACAAAUUUUUGGCAUGCAUGAAACGCGAUUUUGAAGCUUUCUACAAGCUGUUUGUACAGUUUGUGCCCGAUGAUGAAAAGGAGAUCAUAGACGACAAAUUCAAGCUAAUGGAGUUCUUCAUGGACUUUGCAUGCGGGCCAGUAGACGGAAUAACGGAGGUUUGGGCCCAAUGCAUAGAGAUCUACUGGGAUUGUCCCGUCGCUUUCCUGUCGGCCAUUAUGCGGUGUCGGAAGGAUGUUGAUUCCUCUAAACUAAAACAAAUAACGGCCACAGCCCAGCGGAUGACGCUAAGCGCGCAGCGAAACAAUCAGCAAAGAAACUCAGAUUUACAAGCCACGUUUAUCAGCCGUUUUAAAAUGACAUAA